Molecule: messenger RNA, 4174 nt
Organism: Solea senegalensis (Senegalese sole)
Lineage: Eukaryota; Metazoa; Chordata; Actinopteri; Pleuronectiformes; Soleidae
Product: hemicentin-1-like
Exons: 19
Coding region: 55-4041 (1328 amino acids)
Source: RefSeq, a predicted model, not a curated record
UCAAACUUUGAGGCCAGGAGCCCAUCAGAGGAUCGUCUGGGACCUUUGGUACUGAUGUCCAUAGAGAAAGGACAAACUUUACUCGGCUGCCAUCGCCCACUUCACAAGGAAAGACCCACGAAUGGAUGUGGUUUUCAUGUAAGCCCGGUCUCCAGAGUGAAGUAUCAGGUGAACAAGUCCACGACACAUGGCACAUGUAUUAACAGCACCUCCAGUCAGAAAACACUGUCCCUGGAAGCCGCAGUAGAUAUGAGAUCAUCUGUGAUACUGCUGAUCAUCCUGGGAGUCAUCUCAGGUGGAAUCCAUGGUGCUAAUGUUCUACCAGACAGUGUCACUGCGGUUGUUGGAGGGACAGUGACGUUCACCACAACAGUGACUCCACCACAAACACCGUUCCUGGUUGUCACCUGGAGUUUCACGAACGCCCACGACGCCACUUCUAAUGUCAUCACCUCGAGUCAAGCACAUAAUGCAACUGCACCAGCGUAUACAGACAGGAUCAGACUCUUCAGAUCUACUGGAUCUCUGGAGCUCAGCGGUCUGACUGUCAGUGACACUGGAGUGUACAAAGUUGCACUGAUACCAGAUGGAGCAGCGCAGGAGAAAGGAAGCUGCAGACUGUUGGUGCAUGUUCCCGUCACUAAUGUAACAGUAACUGCCAGUAACACAGAGGUGUUGGAGUUCACCUCUGUCCGUCUGUCCUGCUCCUCCUCUGGAUCCUCCCUCUCUUUCCUCUGGCUCAACGGCAGCUCUGAGGUCACAGCCAGUGACAGAGUCCAGCUCACUGAUGGAGGUUCUGCUCUCACGAUACAACAUGUGACCCGCUAUGAUCGGGGACCAUUCAGGUGUCAUGUGACAAAUCCUGUCAGUAAUGGCACCAGUGAUCCAGUGAACCUCUUAAUAAUAUUGGGCCCAGAAAAUACAACACUAACGAUGUCUCCGUUGCAAGAAUAUUACGCUGAAGGGUCAGACAUCAGCCUGACGUGCUCGGCCGUCUCCGGACCUGCGGCACACUUUCUCUGGUUUGUGAAUGGACACAGGCUGACUGACACUGGAGCAGAGCUCACACUGAAGAACAUUCAGAUGAGUCAGAGUGGAAACUACACCUGUCUGGCCGUCAACAACAGAACCAUGAGGAAUCAAACAUCCCACACAGCAGUUGUAACUGUACUGACAUCACACAUCUCCAACGUGGUGAUCACCCCCAACACAACAGACUUAUCAGAAUUCAGCAGCUCGGUCAGUCUCUCCUGCUCCUCCUCCGGAUCAUUUCCGUCUUUCCUGUGGCUGAACGACACAUCUCAGGUCACAGCCAGCGACAGAGUCUUGCUCAGCGAUGGCGGCGCCACGCUUACGAUCGUCCGCGUGACACGUUAUGACCAAGGACCAUAUCAGUGCCACGUCUUUAAUAAUUUCAGCAAUUCCACCAGUGAGCCGCUGAAACUCUCCAUCAGCUUCGGCCCAGAAAAUAUUAAUUUGAAGCUGUUUCCAUCUCAACAAUUCUAUGAAGAAGGAUCCAAUGUGACCCUGAUCUGCUCAGCUGUCUCCAGACCCGGAGCUCUGUAUCACUGGUUCCUCAAUGGAGACGAGCUGCCUUACAGUGGAGCAGAGCUCAGACUGAUGAACAUUGAAGAGAGUCACAGUGGUAACUACAGCUGUCAGGCCUUUAACAACAAAACUAUGAGACAUGAGACAUCUCAGCCCUCUGCUCUGUCCGUGCUGGUGCAGGUUUCUGAUGUGGUGGUGACAUCAAACACCACAGAGGUGUUGGAGUUCACCUCUGUCCGUCUGUCCUGCUCCUCCUCUGGAUCCUCCCUCUCUUUCCUCUGGUUCAACGGCAGCUCUGAGGUCACGGCCAGUGACAGAGUCCAGCUGACCGAUGGAGGCUCUGCUCUCACGAUACAUCAUGUGACCCGCUAUGACCGGGGACCAUUCAGGUGCAACGUGUCAAAUGGUGUCAGUGAUGGAAUCAGCAAGUCACUGCGUCUUGUCGUUAAAUAUGGACCUGACCAUGUGACCAUCAUCGGACCCAAAUCUGUCCCUGCUGGAGAUUUGAUGAUUCUCUACUGCUCCACUGAAUCUGUUCCAGCAGCAAACUUCACCUGGCUUUUCAGAGGAAAGCCAACGUAUGGUCAUGAGGUUGUGCACAUCAUCCAGUCAAGCCAAAACUCUGACAGCGGGACGUACACCUGCACUGCUGAGAACACUGUCACGGGGCGGAGUCACACGACGCACCAUGAGUUCACAGUCACAGAUUCCUCAGACUGUGGCUGCUCAUCUGCAGCAGGUCUAGCUCUAGUCAUCACAGCUGGAGUUUGUCUCAUCAUUGCAGUGGUGACUGGAAUAAGUGCGUGCGUUCUGGUUAGAGGGAAAAGAGUCAACAGUAAUUAUCCUCUACAUCAACAAGAAAAGAAAACUGUCGAGGGGAAACAUUCAGAUGUGUACAAGAUCACAGGCACGUUGAGAAAUAAUGUCUCCCGUGACACUGCAUACGUCAAGAUGAUGCUCAGAGCAGCAGUGAUGCUUGUUUUGUCAGGUUACAUAGGUAUGUGCAUGGGUGAAGGUGUCUUACCUCAGGGGCCCCUGCAUGGAGCCGUGGGGGGCUCCGUGAGAUUCACCACUAACCUGUCGCCCUCUGAGAAGCCAUUCUCCACCGUCAGCUGGAGGUUUAGCAACACUUCCUCAGCUGUGUCAGUUAAUAUCAUCACCUCCACCAUGUCCAACAACUACACAGAACACGGAUAUAACAACAGGAUCUCGCUGGACCGAGCCACCGGAGGCCUGGAGCUCAGAGACCUGAGACUGGAGGACAGCGGGGAGUACACACUCACCAUCAUACCUGAGGGACAGCUGAUUCUGGGGAAGACCACUCUCAAAGUCUACGAGCCGAUCAAAGACGUCCGUGUGGAAUCGUGGAUGAAUCCUCCCAGGGAAGGUCUUCCAUACAUGCUAACAUGUAAUAUGACCGGAUUCCCUGAAAUGAUUCAUUGGAUAAAAACCAGAAUGGAAGAACUCAGUGAAAUAGGAGGCGUUUUCGACAUGAAUAACCGGACAAUCACCUUCAACCCAUUGAAACGCAACGACACUGGAGACUACAAGUGCAUGGCUGCCAAUCCUCUUGGAAAUAUGACCAGCCUGGCUGACAAGCUCCAUGUGAACUUUGGACCGGACACUCCGGUCUUUCAUGGACCAGCGUUUGUUGAGGAAGGACGAUAUUCCACCUUCAAGUGUUCUGCCGUGUCGGUGCCUCCCGGUCAGUUCAGCUGGUGGUUCAAUGGCACUGAGGUGGCCGAUACUUCAGUGUUCAGAACCAAACCUUUCACCUUCAACAUGAGCGGAGAAUACACGUGUAUGGCACACAAUCGUGUGACGACAAAGAACAGCACAAAGUCGAAGAUGGUCACAGUUAUUGAGGCCAUAGAGUCAGUGAUGAUCCACAACGACACACUUCCAAUCAAUUCUGAAAACUUCACCCUCAGCUGUGAAGUUACUGGACCCUACGACGCCAUCUACUGGACAAAAGACGACACACUCCUCAACAUGAACGCCUCUGCCUCUGACGCACACAUGAACGUCCACACUGUCAACAACACACUGCUCUUCACUCCAGUGACCGUCGACGACGAUGGCACAUAUCAGUGUUUCGCUGUCAAUAAAGCUGCUCGACAUGGAAGCCAGAAACACAAGCUCCUGGUUAACUAUGGCCCUCUGAGUGUCAGCAUCACUGGUCCUGAUCCAGUGACCUCAGACUCCAGCAGUGUGUCACUGACGUGUUCCGCUGAUUCUCAGCCAGACUGUGACUUCUCCUGGUUCUUCAACAACGACACAUCAGCAGUGUCACAGAGUGGCUCAGUCAUCACGUUCUCUGCCACUAAAGACAAUGAAGGGAAGUACACGUGUGAGGCCAGAAACCCUGUGACCAACAUCACCGUGUACAAAAGUGCAUCUUAUAACGGUCACACUUCAGAUCUGCACUUCUCAUCUCGAGCUGGUCUAACGUUGACUUUGUUUGCUUUGUUUGUGUCCAUGCUGCUUAACUGAUUCCUUUCAAAGGCAGAAGACGUUGAUUAUUAUUAUUAUUAUUAUUAUUAUUUUGGUCUAAACUAAAUCUGCAAAGACCUGUUGAAGAACGUGAAAUGGACUCAGUGUAUAAUAAAGGGUACAUUUAAUGACA